Messenger RNA from Naumovozyma castellii, 963 nucleotides. It is a transcript of the gene PRS3, whose product is annotated as ribose phosphate diphosphokinase subunit PRS3. NCBI's taxonomy places the organism in Eukaryota, Fungi, Ascomycota, Saccharomycetes, Saccharomycetales, Saccharomycetaceae. The record is from RefSeq and is a predicted model, not a curated record. The transcript has a single exon. The coding region runs from base 1 to 963 and encodes 320 amino acids.
AUGGCCACGAAUUCCAUUAAAUUGUUAGCACCAGACGUUCACCGUGGAUUAGCGGAAUUAGUCGCCAAGAGACUAGGUCUACCACUAACAGAAUCCUACCUAAAGAGGGACCCCACUGGUGAAGUUUCCUUCUCCAUCGGUGAAUCCGUUAGAGACCAGGACAUCUUCAUCAUCACGCAGAUUGGUUCCGGUAUAGUGAAUGAUCGUGUUUUAGAACUAUUAAUCAUGAUCAACGCAUCCAAGACCGCCUCCGCAAGAAGAAUCACAGCUAUCAUUCCUAACUUCCCUUACGCCAGACAGGACAGAAAGGAUAAGUCGCGUGCCCCCAUCACUGCUAAAUUGAUGGCUGACAUGUUGACUACAGCUGGUUGUGAUCAUGUCAUCACAAUGGACUUGCAUGCAUCUCAAAUUCAAGGGUUCUUUGAUGUCCCCGUGGAUAAUCUAUAUGCGGAACCCAGUGUUGUGAGAUAUAUCAAGGAGAAUGUUCCAUAUCAGGAUUCCAUUAUUAUUUCACCUGAUGCUGGUGGUGCUAAGCGUGCUGCUGCAUUGGCUGAUAGAUUAGAUUUAAAUUUUGCCUUGAUUCAUAAGGAGAGAGCUAAGGCUAAUGAAGUGUCCCGAAUGGUUCUUGUGGGUGACGUUACGGAUAAGAUUUGUAUCAUUGUGGAUGAUAUGGCUGAUACGUGUGGUACUUUAGCUAAGGCUGCGGAGAUACUGUUGGAGAAUAAGGCUAAAUCUGUCAUUGCUAUUGUUACACAUGGUGUGUUAUCUGGUAAUGCUAUUAAGAAUAUUAAUGGAUCUAAAUUGGAUCGUGUUGUUUGUACGAAUACCGUUCCAUUUGAAGAUAAGAUGAAGGAUUGUCCGAAGUUGGCUGUUAUUGAUAUUAGUAGUGUGUUAGCGGAGAGUAUUCGUCGUUUACAUAACGGUGAAAGUAUUUCUUAUCUUUUCAAACACUCACCACUUUGA